AUGCCCGUCCACACUUACCGCCUUGAGAUUAAUGGCACUAACAUGCAUGUCAUCAACGAACGAAGCCUUGACAAUCUGGACCUGUUGCUGCGCUUCAGCCUGACCAAUAGUCACCUCCACACCAUCCACCCGGCAGCCUUCAAUGUUGCCCCACAGCUUAAGUCCGUUAAACUCUCCUCUAAUAAUUUAUCUACGAUCCCUGCUGGAGUUUUUUCACCCCUGAAAGCUCUGGAACAACUCCAUUUAGAUUGGAAUCAACUGGCAAAUGUUACACCAAAUAUGUUAAAAGGACUUGCUGGGCUACAAGAUUUGGACUUGAAAAACAAUAAGCUGUCCGAUCUUCCCGCUGAUCUUUUUGACGGGUUGAAAAAUCUUACAUCUCUAAAUCUUGGAUACAACUACAUUAAAAAAUUUCCUCCAACAAUCUUUCAUUCUCUUAUCCAACUGCAAAAGUUAAUGCUCUACAACAAUGAACUUGAAGGUCUUGAACCUGGUAUGUUUGAUACUCUUGUCGAACUUGAGGAACUCAAAAUUCACCAGAAUCGGAUUAGCAGUCUUCCACCAAAGGUUUUUUGGUGCCUGAAAAACCUGAAGAAUCUUACUCUAUCCUCCAAUCAACUCCAAGCUGUUCCAGAAGAGACCUUCUAUCACAUGCCUAUGCUAACAAAACUCACUCUGUAUAAUAAUCCUCUUCUAUCACUGCCUGACCAACUUAUGGGCUACAUGCCAGAAAUGAGGGUGUUCUAUUUGUAUUACACUAAUCUUACAACUGUCCCUGAUAAUUUAUUUGCCAAUAUGACUGGUCUAAGAGCUCUUAACCUUCAUCUAAACUGGCACCUUAAAGACCUCCCUUCUGGUCUCUUCUGUUGUCUCCCACAUCUGCUCAAACUAUCAUUAAAACAAAAUGCACUUGAAGACCUACCGCCAAACCUUUUCUCCAAUUUGACUAAUCUAGGACUACUAUAUCUCAACAACAACAACCUAAAGAACAUUCCAAACAAUAUCUUCCAUGGGCUGUAUACGCUACUCUCUAUAGAGCUAAAGAAAAAUAGCUUAAAGACAAUCCCUGGAGACUCAUUUACAUCAAACACAGCUUUAAGAGCUGUUUCUUUGAGUCUUAACCCUUGGGACUGCACUUGUGGUAUAAGAGGUAUUGUACGUUGGCUCAAACAAAAUGAGCACCUAGUUCCAGACAUACGGGAUGUGUAUUGUCAUAGCCCAAUUUACAAACUUUACCGUCCACUGAAGUCUCUUGAAGAAGAUGACUUUACAUUCUCUCCUUUUUAUGGUACACUUGUUCUCGAGCAAGGCCCAGAAUAUGUUCACCACAAUGUUCUGAAAGGUUGGGUGUAUGUGUGGUUUGUGUCGUCGGAUAGUGUUCUGACCGGUUUUCUAGUGUCUCUUCACAUCCUCUUUAUGGCCACUGCAUGUUUUCUCAUUCUUGCUGCCUUGUAUGGUAUGCACCGCCUCAGCGAGAUAAUGGGUAAAUUAAAUGCUGAGUCUAUGCGUUUGUGA
Periophthalmus magnuspinnatus is the source of this 1515-nucleotide messenger RNA. RefSeq names its product platelet glycoprotein V. Lineage: Eukaryota; Metazoa; Chordata; Actinopteri; Gobiiformes; Gobiidae. Gene Ontology annotation, molecular function: protein binding. Gene Ontology annotation, cellular component: extracellular matrix. The record is from RefSeq and is a predicted model, not a curated record. The transcript is spliced from 2 exons. Bases 1 to 1515 code for a protein of 504 amino acids.